AUGCCCGAUCACGCCUCUAGCGUCAAAGCUGAGCCUGCCCAGCCUGCCGCACAUGGCAUCAACAAGGAUGAGGCCAGCACGGAAUCUGUUACGUCGCAAACUGGGAUCGUGAAAGAUCAGGUUGCCGCUUCCCUGGGAGAUGAUCGAAACUCGACCAAGCCUGCUGGAAGUGCCAGGAAGCAAACCCGCACCCCUCCAACGUUCAGUGUUGCCAUGGAGAAGGACGUCAGAGAGAUGAUGAAUAGAGCUCGCAAAGUUCUCCAUGGAAAAGAAAACCCCACCAAGACAGAAGAGGGCUACAAGGAAAUGGCAUUGCUUGCCACGAAUCUCGUCCAGCUCAUGAACGCUUCAUUCAUUGCCACUGACACCAUUGUUCGCGCCAUCGCCUACAUGAGAGGGGACAGCCAACUUUCUGCUCGGAGCUCUAUCUUCCAAGCUAGACGAGACCGUCGUGCGCAGAAGGUAGCUGAGAGACUUGUCGAUGACGUGAAGAAUAGUGCUCUGAACACUAUUUCUCUCAAUGGUGCUGAAGCUGGAACCAAAACCGCCGUCUCAAAUGCGAAAGCAACCUGCAACAAUACGCAAGCUGGUACCGAGGUCGGCCCGAACCAGCAGGAUACCGCACCCGGUAACGAGGACCAGCAACAGAGACCACAGUCGCUUCGAACCAAAGCCAACAAGAAGAAGAGAAACUACCGACGGCCCACGCGGAACCGAAAGGAUAGCGCUAUCCCCAGAGCGCAAGAACACAAGGCAUGUGUGGCGGAUAACACAGUCGGUAGCGCAGAUGAAUCGAAGGACAAUUUGUAUAAGAAGACAACAGCGACCGAACACAAGCCCGAGACAUCUGGGGAAGAGACUGCUGUUGAGGGUGAUGGCGUGGCCGUUGCUAUCAAGGCUUGA
This is a messenger RNA of Cladophialophora psammophila CBS 110553, 903 nucleotides long. RefSeq lists its product as uncharacterized. The record is from RefSeq and is a predicted model, not a curated record. The coding region runs from base 1 to 903 and encodes 300 amino acids. Lineage: Eukaryota; Fungi; Ascomycota; Eurotiomycetes; Chaetothyriales; Herpotrichiellaceae. The transcript has 2 exons.